Mobula hypostoma (lesser devil ray) is the source of this 5268-nucleotide messenger RNA. RefSeq names its product AKT1 substrate 1 (proline-rich) (gene akt1s1). NCBI's taxonomy places the organism in Eukaryota, Metazoa, Chordata, Chondrichthyes, Myliobatiformes, Myliobatidae. The record is from RefSeq and is a predicted model, not a curated record. Bases 136 to 990 code for a protein of 284 amino acids. Gene Ontology annotation, biological process: negative regulation of protein kinase activity; negative regulation of TOR signaling; neurotrophin TRK receptor signaling pathway. Gene Ontology annotation, cellular component: cytoplasm. The transcript is spliced from 5 exons.
GCAACACACAUCAAAGUUGCUGGUGAACGCAGCAGGCCAGGCAGCAUCUGUAGGAAGAGGUGCAGUUGACGUUUCAGGCCAAGACCCUUCGUCAGGACUAACUGAAGGACUAACAUUGCAACUACACCUACUACAAUGAUGACUGACAUGCUUGAUAACCACCGAGAGAGUUGGGACUCUCUAGUCUGUGCAGUGGACAAGUAUCGUCAGCAAACGGGCAAUGAUGUUGCCCUGUUGACUGCUUACCGGCCGAAGCUGCAAUCGAACCUUGCCUAUGUGGUCCAUGGCACUGGGACCCUCUCAGACGCCACCAAGCACUACCUGGACGAUAUUGCUGUUUUCCACAAGACCUCUACCUACACCAGCUGUACCAUCCCCGAGCGUGGCAAUGCAAAAGACACAAAGGAGGAUGAAAGCAGUGCUGAGGACUCCUUCUCCAAGAGCUACCCGUCCAUCUAUGGCAAGGGGAGCUUAUCGUCUGACAGUCAGAGCUCAACAAAACUGAGACCAGCGACGGAAUGUGACUCUGGAGCUGCAGAGACUGACGAGAGAACAGCCUCUGAAAGUGAAAGGGAAGUGGACAGAUGUAAUUUGGAUGACCCUUCAGCCAUCUUCACAAUGGAUGAAGAGUCAACCAGUCAGGAUUGUGAGCCUUUCUUUGAAUCUGAUUUGGAUGGCGAGAGCACAGAUGAUGGCAGUUUGAGUGAAGAGCUUCCUAUUCGUCCACAAACUCUUUCUCAAACAAAGUGUCAUCAAUAUGCCAAGUCCUUGCCCGUGUCAGUUCCCAUCUGGGGAUUCAAAGAUCUGAAGCCAAAGAAGUUCGCUGAUGGAGAUAACGAUGAACGGUUGCCUUCGCCAGACCUGGACAAGAUCGCUGCCAGCAUGAAAGCCCUGGCCAUGAGCGUAACAGACGGCACUGAGAUGUUCGGUGAUCUGCCGCGGCCCCGACUCAACACCGGUGAUUUUCAGAAGCCCUAUCGGAAGUAUUAAAUGCACUUUUCAACCCCUGCCUGCCCUUUCUGCCCCGCAACCCAAAAAUACCUUUUCCUCCCAGAGCCCCCGUCACUCAACACUACAGAGAUACUUUCUAGAAAGGAAAGAGCUUAUUGGCCAGAAACUCAUGGUAAUCCUGGCACUACAUGUAGCAUUUAAGGUUGUGUAUGAGUUGAUUCCGUAAUUUUUCUGGCUGAAGGAAAAGUAUAAACUUUAUAGUAUAUUUUUCUGGUUAAAGCAUUGUAUGAAGCAGAGUUGCUCAAAUCUGCUUUUUGACGUCUAACUUGUUCUUGUAUGUCUGUUUGUGUUUUCACUGUUUUUAAACAGUGUAACUGGGUUUCUUUGUUGUGCGUGAGCAGGAAUCUAACAGCAGGGGCAAGAGGUCAAAGCAACAACUUAAGGGAAUUUAUUUGAAACCUUGCUCGUCCAUCCUACACAAGGCCAGAACUGUAAACCCUUGUCCAUUCCCAUUCUGAGGGGGAGAUGAAAUCCAUUUGGAGUAUCGAGCACCCAUUAUACAGCUGUCCUCCCUCUGCCGUUCACCCCUCCGUACCAUACCGAUGAAUGCAUUGGAGCAAUCUGAAAUGGUAGAAACUGAGUACCAACCGAGAAUAAAACCCACUCUGUUUUGAGGCAUUGAAGCUACAUUUUAAGAAUCUAGUCACUUCCAGAAGAAAUGGCUUUUAAGUUUGGUCUUUUAAACUGCAUGACCCUGCCCCCCCCCCACCCAAAGAGCCCUUAACUCAAUCAACUUUGGUAAUGAGAAGCAUUUGCCAUUUGCUAUGACAUUGAUGCUGACCUGUUUGCUGCUUCAUCUAAUAAGUAAACGUUCCUGGUGUCCGGCUUUCCUGAUUUUUUACUUUUCAUUGUUCCUUGCCUCUUUUUUUGUGGAAUCUGUCAAUGGUAUCGUCUUCAGGUGACCCACUAAACCACUGCAGUAUACAAUGAGUUAUUACAUGGGUUCAUCACUGGCCUCAUUCUCCCUUAUCGGUUCAGUGUCACUAUGGUGAAUACACGUGGUCACCCAAGUCCACUUGAGAGAUGUGGAGCACUUCUGCCCAGGCCUCUGCAGUAUAGUCCCAUGAGGUUUCAGUCCUUGUGAUUAUACACUUGGAGUCAAGACAUCUGCAGCAUUGGAUAGGUAUGUUGCACACUUUUAUGCUGAGUUGGAAUGAUAUAUUUUAUGACCUUUAACCAUUGACUUUCUUGUGUAUGGUGAUGCUGUCAGCUCAGAGAUACUUGUACAACAGUACUUGUCAAGACAGCUGGCUUACUUGCCAGUGCCAACAUAGUGUGGCUGAGAGUCAUCAAAAGCACCAUGAAGGGCUUGUCCCAGCUUGCCUGAGAUUCUCCCAUUGCACAAGUUGGCAUGGGAACUGAAUGUUGCCCAUUUGUAUUUUUUACCACCUCCCUCCCUCGCCUCUUUUCACACAACCCCAGAUCCCUCCAGCAAUCAUCACAGCCUAGCCUUGUUUUUAAAUAAAUCUGUUGGCUCUAGCUAAAGAAAUGCCUUGCAAUGCAAAUUUUUGAAUUUGAUUUCCCCUUCUGUUUACCUAACUUGACUGACCUCACAGUGUGUUGCAACCACCUGUUUAUAAACCUAAGUGGUUUGUCUGAUGCCUUUUAGUGGUUUGGAAGCUGCUCUGUGGUUUUUUUCCCCUUUUGCUUGAAUCGUUAAGACUUGCAACAGUUCUCUGUGCAGGCUCACAUCAGUGAAGUUUGCAAACUAUUGACUUGGUUUUGCACCCCAGCCCUCGCAUCCUGUUGCUGCCCCUGUUUUCAACAAAACCUGCCUUGUUGGUUGACCUACUGAGGGGUUAAAAAUGCCUUGGCUCUCAGAUUGAAGCAUUUGGUGGUGGAAGAAUAACAAAUGUGAUCUCUCUGUUGUUAAGUUGUAGUAACAGAAUGCAUAGGGCAUUGUCAGGGAGGUGGAUCCUUUGUCCUCAUUGUGCGGCUUGCAACUAAAGAAUGAAGAAGCACCAGCAAACUUCUCCCUGAAAGGUCAGUGUUUUUGCAGUCCCGGCCCAGUCAGUGAGAUUUUUCACUGUUCUUUCACGUUAUCAAUUCAUUCCACAGUCAUUCAUCUCCCUGACAUCUGAUAGACACUUCCCAUAGACUGGGCAGCCAGAGAUGUGUGCACAACCAUUUCUGAAUUUGAAUGGAGCCCUUGUUGCGCAUGAAUGCACCAUUGAUAUGUGUGGUAAUGACUCUCUAUGGCUGACCCUGAAUUUCAGUUUGGAUACCAGCUCCAAGUUGAGAGAGCAUCCAAUUCCGGCAAUAUUUGUCUUGCUGUAUCUAUUCAUUCUCAGCUGCUUGUCUGUGUUCAAUCUGAAGCCUUUAGCCUGGGGGGGCUCAGUUGGAAGGGGGUUGCUGAGCAUGGAAGGUUGUGAUUUUUCCUUGCAGUUCAUAUUCAGGACAUCAGCACAUCAGCCACAGUGGUCACAGUUGUAAUCCAAGUGAAUGGGAAUGUUUAAACUAUCACUAACAGAUCUCUCGGCCAUGCCCUGAUUAGGAAGAAGUGUUUCUGAAAGACUGACCCUACUACACAUAUUGGGGCAGAGACACUUCGGUUCGGCUGGCACACCAUGAUGCUCCCCAGCUUGCUGCCACCCAGUCAGAUUUCAGUGACCUCUCUGAAGUGAUGCCUUGGUGCUGGUGAUUGGGCUUGCGUUAACUCAGCAUUGAUUGGUGCAUGUGACACUUUGCAGUCAUGCAACUUGUUGCAACUUUAUUUUUAUACACUAUUUCUUGCCCUCUCUCUCUUCCUCCCAUCCCGGUGCAACUUUGCCUUUUGCAGCCUUCCAAUUGCACUCGAUGGCCAGAGUCUAUCCAUAAUUUCUUCCACAACAACCUGUGACUGUGGUUGGCUCCAUCUGGCUAUGAAUUAGGAUAGGGAGCAGUUGUGUAGUUUCCUUUGAGCUAAACACGGGGGGUGGGAACGGUUUAUGUGGUUGUAUAGUGGCUUGAGCAGAAGGGAAGGAAACCACUGUGGGACUAGAACAGGUGGACUUGCUCCACAGCUGAUGUGAUUACUUUGAAACCCAGUUUUUGUUUAAAAGCUGUGCAAAAUACUCUCGCAAAAUUAUGUAAAGUACUCUUGCAAAAAUCUGUUUUGGGUAAAAUUUUAUGUAAUGUUUAAAACAAUGCCUGAAUGCUAUUUUUUUUUUUUAAUUGGCUGUUUUAAGCACCUAGAAGAAAAAGCCCUUUCCCGCUCAUUUCUGAGUGGAGUGGGGAAAGAUUUGGGCAGGCACCUAAAUGCUCUGAUUUGUGUAAGGAGCUUACUCAGUACAAUCAAUGCUUGCUUUUUUCAAAUGGCAAUGUAUUUAAAAACAAGUCUCCAGCAAAUUUCUGUUGGGGAAAAAUCAAAUUUAACUAUGCUCAAUUUCCACCUGCCCCUCUUUAUUUCUGCAGUCCUAACUCCAACCGACCAGUCUAUCACUUAAGAGUAGGAGUGAAGGAAUCCUCUCACUUUGCCCUUGUAAAGGUGGGUGGGCAGAAAGUAAGCUGGUAAGGUGCAGAAUGUAUUACUUUCAAUUUCCUGCCCGCAUCUCCCCCUACAAACCAAAUUGAGCUGUGGGCCCAGAAUUAAGGCAGUGAAUGGCGAGUUUCUAUAGAGAACCCAGCCCUAUGGUGCUGUAUAAUUUUACAAAGCACUGUUCAUAACCCUCCCUGAUUAUUACUGAGUUUCAUUCUUGCUAGGCUAGGUUGUCGUUCAGUUACUACCAUAUUUUCAUCAGCUGACCAAUUUUUUUUUUGCUUUAAAUGUGUUAUGUUUUUAACAAAACUGAGGUAAACAAGGAUGGGAGCACAUGGUAUGCAUUUCAUCUUUAUUUAGACUGUUUCCACUGAGUCAUUUUGAAGGACUUCUGUUGAGGAAUGAGAUACUGCAUCCUUUUUAGGAUUGCUACUUUUCCAAAGCCGCCUUGUUGUUGAUUAGACUCUAUCUGGAUAUGCUGUCCCUACUGUCCCCAUCUCUAUAGCUGUUCAGGAGGACUUCUUUUAAAAAGAAAAACUAGACAUCAAAUUAAGUUGAGACUGAAGGAUGCUGCAGUUUCUGCUGCUGAGCAAAAGUUCUGCCAUGGGAGGCGCACUCGCAGUGAAACUCCGCAUCUUCAGAGGUGUCCAAGUAAACCUGUUGCUUUUGAAGAUGUUUGAUUAACUAAGAAGAUAAUUGCUGCUGGAAAUGUGAACAGAAAAUGGUGAGAAACUGACCAGAGAAUAUGGCUAAUUUUUUAAAAAAGAAUAAAGUCAAGUGAUUAUUACAGAUGUGUCUUG